GUCGCGACGAAACCGGGGCACGGGCGAGAGCGCGACUGACGGCGAGCGACUGACGCCGACGAAUCGAUGGCGAUCAAAAUAUAAAACCACCCAAAGGACGAGACAAAUCACGAUCGUAGAACAUACAGCAGUCGCAGGCAGGAUUAGACCGUGAUUGUUCAGCGGGGAGCGCGAUUUGAAUCUAUUAAUUUUAUCCUGUUGCGCUUGACGAUAUGAACUGGCCGUGAACAGUCACAAUGGCGGAAACGGAGGCAACGGAGCCAAGAACAGGUCCAGACGACAAAGAACUGGAAGAGAUUAUAAAACUUACUUGGGGUGACCAAGCACGCCAAGACAUAUUCCAACGAUGGACCCAAGGUUUUUGUUUCAGUGUCGACGAACCGACGGCGCUGGUGCAAUUUGAAGGCGGACCUUGCGCUGUAUUAGCACCGAUGCAGGCAUACAUUGUCAAGUAUAUUGUCAACAAUAAGUCUGUCGAUGAUGAUUGGAAAAAAGCCGAAGUUGAGGAACAAAACCAUCUUCUGUGUAAGGCCGCCUGUGAUAUCCUUUGCCAAGCAACAGAAGGCUGUGAUAUUUUGAAAUUUGUAUAUAUUGAUGAUAAAGCGGUGUGCCUGGAACACAGUCAGUUUCAUUCUAUGCUUAAAGUAGAACAAGUGAAUAAGGAUAGUAUUGAAACUUUUUUUAACGACCAUAUUAGUUUGUUACGUAACACAUUCGGAGUUUUGUUAUUUUUGUAUACAGUCAUGCGCUCUAAGGGUUUAGUCAAAUUAAAAGAAGAAAUAUGUGAUUUAGAUGUGUCAUUGAUUGAUAAAGAAUUUGGCUAUGGUAGCCAAAGCUUAAUCAAUAUGAUGAUUACAGGACAAGCCGUUUCUAACGUAUUUAAUAACGAUCAAGUAGUAGCUGGGCUUAAAUUGCAAGGUAUUGAAAAGCAAAGUGAAGUUGGAUUUAUGACCUUAUUAGAACAUUUAAGGUACUGUCAAGUUGGAACUUAUUUAAAAAAUCCAUGUAACCCAAUCUGGGUGUUGGGCAGCGAUACACAUCUUACUGUGCUGUUUUCAUUUGAUCAAAACUUGGUGGGCAAAGAAACACAAGCUGAUAUUGCUAGACGGACAUUUAAGUUGUUUGAUCAAGAUGGCAAUAAUUUCAUUAGUACUCAACAUCUAAAGCCAUUAUUGGAAAAAUUAGACCUUGUAUCUGAUGAUGAAUAUGUAAAUCUGAUGUCCACAAAAUUGGAUUCCGAAGGGCUUGGUAUCAUAUUAAUGCCAUCGUUUAUGGAAGAAUUUUUUUCCGAACAAGAAACCAGAACUCCAGAUGUUUUUGUGUUAUUUCAUUACAACGGACAACCGAGAUCCAAUUCUAAUUCAAAGGUGACAUAUUUAGAAGGUAAUGCUAUAAUCCAGGAAUCUGAUGUUAUAUGCAUAUCUGAGGACAACAACUUGCAAUCUUGUUUACAAUCUAAGUGGUCAUCCAUUGAAAUACAAUGGAAAGGAAAUGUAACACCUUCAAUUAAUUAAACUUAAAUGUCUGAAAAAAAUACAAUUACUAAAUGUAUGGGUGAUUUUAUUAAAAAAAUCUCAUUGAGACUAUUACUAAACUUUAAGAAUUGUAACACAACUUUGACUAAAAUAGUAAAAUUGUAAUACUAAAAACUUUUUCCUUUGAUAUUAUACUGAUUUUUUUUCAAAAUUAUAUUAUUUUGCUAAGAUUUUUCAUUACAUUGUUGGACAUUUUUUAUUAUACAUUUUUCAAAUCA
Messenger RNA from Metopolophium dirhodum (rose-grain aphid), 1753 nucleotides. RefSeq names its product ubiquitin carboxyl-terminal hydrolase MINDY-3 homolog. NCBI's taxonomy places the organism in Eukaryota, Metazoa, Arthropoda, Insecta, Hemiptera, Aphididae. The transcript is spliced from 9 exons. Gene Ontology annotation, molecular function: K48-linked deubiquitinase activity; calcium ion binding; cysteine-type deubiquitinase activity. Gene Ontology annotation, biological process: protein K48-linked deubiquitination. The record is from RefSeq and is a predicted model, not a curated record. Bases 237 to 1514 code for a protein of 425 amino acids.